AUGCUAUGUCCGUUUGGCCGCAGAGUCCUAGUUUUGCUUGGUGCUGUAGGUGUCGGCAGAAGAACCCUCAAGUCUAUGCUAUUACGAUUUGCUCCGGAUCUCUUUGCGACUGUUGUUCCGUUGACCUCUCGAGCGCCCAGAGUAGGUGAGCAGGAAGGUCGUGAGUACAAUUUUCAUCGCAAAGAGGAUAUUCUACAGAAAAUAAGAGAUGGCCAGAUGAUUGAAUGGGGCGAGUUAGACAAUCAAAUUUACGGGACAUCAACUGACUCCAUUCGAUCUAUCGUUCGAGGAGGUCGAAUGUGUGUAGUAGAUUGUGCUCCUCAGGCUUUAGCAUAUCUAUAUAACAGUGAAUUCAUGCCUUUUGUGGUACAUAUCGUUCCACCUCCUCUGGAAGAAUUCAUCCAGCUGGAACAACUUCGACAUAUUCGACGACCCGUCGAUGCGCUGAGUCAAGUUUGUGCCAAGAGUGACGAAAUCAACAACGGGGUUCAUACUAGUCAAAUUCAUCUGACACUCACAAAUCGAAAUAUGGACGUUACUUUCAAGAGAUUGACUGACGCGCUGGAUUGUCUUAGGUAUGAUACGCAAUGGGUACCCGACUGUUGGAUGUCAUAA
This is a messenger RNA of Auanema sp. JU1783, 615 nucleotides long. The record is from the annotation of a GenBank genome assembly. NCBI's taxonomy places the organism in Eukaryota, Metazoa, Nematoda, Chromadorea, Rhabditida, Rhabditidae.